This is a messenger RNA of Xiphophorus couchianus (Monterrey platyfish), 1918 nucleotides long. Its product is annotated as Krueppel-like factor 11. The record is from RefSeq and is a predicted model, not a curated record. NCBI's taxonomy places the organism in Eukaryota, Metazoa, Chordata, Actinopteri, Cyprinodontiformes, Poeciliidae. The transcript has 4 exons. Gene Ontology annotation, molecular function: RNA polymerase II cis-regulatory region sequence-specific DNA binding; DNA-binding transcription factor activity, RNA polymerase II-specific. The coding region runs from base 163 to 1722 and encodes 519 amino acids. Gene Ontology annotation, biological process: regulation of transcription by RNA polymerase II.
CCAUGUUUUACACACACGGCUCAGCUGAGAGGAAAAAAGAGAGACGAUCUGAAGUCCAUCCUGGACCAGGCUGAAGCUCCUUUUGUUCCACACUGGCAUCAACAAAAUUAACGGGACAUUUUUUCUCUGUUUGCUUCAGAGGCGUCAGGAAAUAUUAAUGACAUGGACUUACAGGAGGCUGUACAUAUGGAUCAGUGUGGGCCGUGCCUGAAGAGAAGAAGGCACGACAGCGAACAAUCUGUCUCCAGUGGAACCAGCAGCUGUUCUUCUGCUUUGGAGUACACGGAUCUGGAGGCGGCUGAAGCUCUGGUGUGUAUGAGCUCCUGGGGUCAACCAGUGUUCCUCGGUGGCGGCGGCGGCGGCGGCAACAAGCUGAACACCUGCAAGCCCCGGCCCCUCACUCCGGCUUCUGAUUCCUGCGACUCCCUCCUGCCACUGGAGCUCCAGGAAUCCCCAAGGGACUUUGUGUCCCUCUCCUCUCUGUGCAUGACACCUCCCCACAGCCCCAGCUUUGUUGAGACCUCUUCAAGCGGCACGGUCCAGUCUUCCCCGACACCCACCGUGUCCACGGCAUUCUCUGGACCUGCGCUCCAUCAACCCAACCUGGCCCACACUCCUGAAAGGACCCUGUCCCUGCCUGCUCCGCUGCACCCCUGCAGAGCCAUGGCGACCAGCGUCAUCAGGCACACUGCGGACACAGACCUGUGCCAGCAGCGCCACAUUCCAGUCACCUCCAUUUCACAGAAAACUGCGAGCACAGUGACUGCAACAGGAACAAUAGUGUGCAUGCAGCAGCAACAGGAAUGCAUCACAAACACACCUCAGUCUCCUCCUGCAGCAGCAACAACACAGCACCCUCUCAGUCUCUCUAAACCUUCCUUGGACAUUGUCUCCACCUCCACAGUCAACACCCAACCACAAAACCCACCCACAGGCCCCCCAGCCAUCCUCUCUCCUACUUCAGUGACCAGUCCACAAAUCAUCUGCCAGAUGUUUCCCAUCUGCAGCCAAUCGGGAAUAAUCUCAGCGUUCAUCCCCAGUCCAGGUCAGACCUCCGGUACUGGAAUUCGGACUGCCACAACACCCAUCCUCCCCCACCCCACGUCGACCAACAGCCCCUCCCUCCAGCAGCCCCUUAUUGUGGGCUCAGCAGUGCCACAGGCCACGGUAAUGUUGGUCCUCCCUCAUUCCUCGGUCCCCCAGGCCCCUCAGGGCCAACAGACUGUCAUGACCCUGGGCAACACCAAACUGCUACCUCUAGCCCCAGCCCCCUUGUACAUGCCGGCUGGGCCCUGCAGCAACACGGCAGCCACAAAAAUAGACUUUUCUCGCAGGAGAAACUAUAUCUGCAGCUUUACAGGUUGCAGAAAAACUUACUUCAAGAGCUCACACCUCAAGGCUCAUUUACGGACGCACACAGGUGAGAAACCAUUCAGCUGCAGCUGGGACGGGUGUGAUAAGAGGUUUGCCCGCUCCGAUGAGCUGUCCCGACAUCGGCGCACGCACACCGGCGAGAAGAAAUUCGUCUGUCCGGUGUGCGAUCGGCGAUUCAUGCGCAGCGACCACCUGACCAAACAUGCUCGCCGUCACAUGACCACAAAGAAAAUCCCCUCCUGGCAGGCGGAUGUUCGCAAUCUGAGCAAAAUGGCUGCAGACAAAACUCCUCCCUCUAAAGCUGCCAUUGGCAUGCUGAGCAUGCUAGUACCUGCCAGCUCCAAGUAGACACUGAACAAAUGCGAUCUUUUUCAGUCUGUGUAUACUUUGGUAUGUGGAUGCUCUCAUUGGAAACAAGUAAUGAAAACCAAGUAAUAUUUUGAUUUCAAAGUAUUAAAUUGAAUCAUGAGCCAUUCUGCCUUUUUUGAGGUCAAAAACAGGCGAGUUGACCAAUUAGUUUGAUAUACUUUCAUGUCUAAAAUUU